Molecule: messenger RNA, 2973 nt
Organism: Penicillium cosmopolitanum
Lineage: Eukaryota; Fungi; Ascomycota; Eurotiomycetes; Eurotiales; Aspergillaceae
Product: hybrid sensor histidine kinase/response regulator
Exons: 2
Coding region: 1-2973 (990 amino acids)
Biological process (GO): phosphorelay signal transduction system; protein autophosphorylation
Molecular function (GO): histidine phosphotransfer kinase activity; phosphorelay sensor kinase activity
Source: RefSeq, a predicted model, not a curated record
AUGGCAUGCAGAGGGUCGCGAACGACCUUUUUUCCUAAAGUGGACGGGGCUAUCUUGAGACCGAAAUAUCCGCCUCCGUCUUCUUAUCCUGAGAUCGUUGGUCCAACAUACGAUCUGCAAAAUGUCGAUCAUCCCAUCAAAGCAUGGUCUACAGAUCUCCACAAUGAGCUAUUCCCCGAGUCGGCAGCUUAUGAAUCUUCCAUAAUCCCGGAGAAGCCACUUUGCCUCAGCGACCGAUACUUACGCGCAUCACUCGCAGAAAAUGAAAGACUCCGACUUUCUGUUCUUUGGUACUAUACGCGCGACAUUCUGAUGGAACAUGAGUUUCUCUCUGGCCUUCAAGAGAAGGCGAAUCUUGCACAAGAAUCCACGGGAUGGGAUUACGCGGUCAUUGGUAUUCUUGAUAUCAACGUCUAUAUACGAUUGGCCACCGUAGGACUCGAACUCGGCAUCCUUCCACGCGGCGAAACGCUAUGCGCCCACACAGUCACCCAACCCCUUAAUAAAGUAUUUCUUCUACCAAGUCUUAUGGAGGACUGGAGAUUCCGGAAUUGUCCCUACCGUGAGAGUGGGGGACUGGAGGCCUACGCCGGUGUACCUCUCCGCAUACAAACAGAGUCCGGUGAAUGUGUCUGUCUUGGAUCACUCUGUGUGGCGUCAAAUAAGAGCGAGAAACCUUUGACAAAGGUGCAGCACCAGGCGCUUGUACACCUGGCAGACUGGGUAGUCUCUGACCUUGUUCAAUGUGUGAGAGCGAAACGCCAACGAGAACGACAUCGAAUGAGCGAACUAGUUUCCGAUGCCCGGAGGAAAGGACAUGACCAGGGCUCUACUGAACCAGUCAUGGACAUAUUGAAAUCUGUAUACACGAACGCCAUCGUUCGCCUCCAUCCUUCAAGAACAGCUCAUGUUGAGUUUGAUGGGGGCCAUUCAGUCUCAGUACAUGACCUUCAAGAAGGCCUGUGGGAGGACGUCGAAUAUCUUGACAGUCUUAUUGAUAAAUUCAAUCACCUGGAGCUUCCAUGCAGUCGACCAGUCCGAAUUCUUGCAUCUCCAUGUGAAAGUAUAUCGGGACCCUCUUUACUUGUUGUGGCAUCCAAAGACUUCCAUAUUGUGUUUGACGAUGUCGAUUUAUCGUUUAUUCAAGGAUGUGCCGAACUUAUUUCACAAAUACGGCGCAAUCGAUUAUUGGAAGAGGCAAUGAAAGCAAAGGAGAAAUUACUGCGAGCAUUUUCGCAUCAACUCCGAACCCCAAUCCACGGUAUUCUUGGCUCUGUGGAACUUCUGACCGAGGAACUCGUGGUGCAAAAUUCAAGAAAGAGUCUUUCCCCAAGUCCUGCAUCUGAGCAAAAAUUAUCAGCGGUCGAUUGUCUGGGGCCUUUUACUUAUCUCAACAUGAUCAAGAUGGCGGGUCGAGACUUGACUUCGGUCAUCAACAAUUUGAUCUCUCUUAACAAGUGGUCUGAUAUCGCCAUGGUAGAACGGCAGUAUUCUAUGUAUACGUUCAACGAUCUCGAGACUGAGCUGGAAAAUGCGGUGAACAAACUGACUUCAGGAGAUUCUCGGUGUACGGCCUCGGUCUUCUUCACCCAUAACCUUUCACAAAGCCAUGUUACCUUCAACACCGAUCUUAUGGUUCUCCGAGAUACCUUACUUCCACUGGUUAUCAACGCAGUUCAGAACACCCCCGCAGGUGUUGUAUCAGUUAUGGCAUCCGCAGAUACGGAAAAGAGACAGCUAAUCAUUGAUAUUGAAGACACCGGCCAUGGAAUUCACCAUGACCACCAAAAACGCAUCUUCGAAGUGUACGAGAAAGUUGAUCUGCAUUCGACAGGCGCUGGACUGGGUCUUACACUGGCGUCCAAAUUCGCAUUGCUUAUCAAUGGCUCAAUCGACCUCAUCUCAUCAGAAGUCGGCCGCGGCUCCCUUUUCAGAGCGACAUUUCAGGAGCUUGAGUGGGGGUCUCUAGCUUGCCCUACAAACUUUGACAACCUGCCCCGGAAGUUUUACAAAAUGAAAUUUGGAUCUGAUGAUACUAUACCAAUUGAUCAUUUCGCAUCAUUUCUUAUCCGGAAUGGAUUCACUCGGUCAGAGAGCAUUCAAGGCUCUUUAGUCAUCUUCGAAGCUGCCUCAGACAAUGACGAUCACCGAGCGCGUAUUGCACAAAUUCCUGCUGGGCAAGUCGCUAUUUGCCUUGUUCCAAAAGAGCAGGAUCGAAAUACUCUUGGCCGGACAGAGAGUAAUGUUAUAUACUUAGGUGGUCAUUUCAUGACGUCGAAGCUCCUUUCAGCUCUCGCGCAAGCAGAGGCGCAGACACGUAUCGCAAACAGAGUUCGCCAACCACGUUCACCAAAAGUGCUUGCGAGUGAUAAAGCUAUAUCCAGAACCCCUAACCUGGAGCUUGAAUGCGCAGACAAGAACAACGAUCCCUAUACGUCUACUUCUGGGGAACCCAAUGAUCAAUGUCACCAAAUCACUGUUUCACAAGGAUGGCAGAAACAGGUUUCACCUCCUCUAGAAUUGAUAAAGGAAACUCCGUUCCUUCGGAGUUCCUCUCGGCCACUUGUUUUAAUCGUUGAUGAUAAUGCCGUCAAUGUUCGGGUUAUGGAGACAUACUGUCAAAAGCGGGGAUUGCCAUUUGUUUCAGCAGUCGACGGGCUACAGGCGGUUCAAACUUUUUCUCGUCAGCAGAGUGAUCACACUACGAGCGAGGAUUCUGCUGUUCAGCUGAUAUUUAUGGAUCUUCAAAUGCCUGUUUGUGGGGGGAUCGAAGCGACUCGCCAGAUAAGGUCGCUCGAACUGCGAAACAAUUGGAAAAAGAGCUGCCUUUUUGUUAUGACUGGUCAAGAUAGCUCAGCAGACAGAAGGGCCGCGGAGGAAGUUGGGGCUGAUGAAUAUUUUGUAAAACCAGUCUUGCUCAAAGAACUUGACCUUGUGGUAAGUCGGCAUUUUCCAAGUUUUAGCAUUAGCUAG